AUAGUUUCUUCCCUGUAACUAUCUACAGGACAGUUCUGAUAUACAUGGAAUAUAUUUAGUUGUAGCGCCUUUACCACAUGCUGUGAACAACAUUCUCCUUUUGUGGCCAAAAUGGUGAUUUGUGGGGACAGACAUAGAGAUAAAUGUGGUUGAACUUGAACAUUAAUAAUCAAUAUGGGAAAUAAGAACAGCCAAACGGAAGUACAAAACACUACAGAAGGAUCAUCUGUUGACACUUUGCCCCAACCGAAUCCAGUUUCUAAUAGGAACGCAUCACGUUACAAGGUUACAAAAAGCGAAGGAAAGUUAACGGAUAUAUUAAGUAAAACAUUGCUGACAAAAGAACAAGACGUUCAUACAAAUGAAUUACCUGCAUCUGUAGUGAGAUCAAGUUCGCGAACGGUUGAAAAAGACACCAAUGAUAAAGACAUUAGAAAAGAUGCAGUGGAAUCAUACAUAGACGAGACAGACGGAAGAGAUGGAAACGAUGACUUUACCUCACUUUCAAACCAAGCUUCGACUUCUCCGACACUUGAUGAUCUGUUGGAUGAAGACAAAAGAGAAAACGUCCAUGAUGUGCUAAAUGACAAAAAAGAAGGUGGGCAAGAAUCUGAAACCUUGUUGAACAGUAAAAAUAUUCAAGACGAUUUUGAGAAUUCUGCUUCCGAUAAAUCACAGGAUAGUUACAACGUGGAAGAGACUUGUCCGAUUGUUGAAGACCUUGAUCUCAUUAGUGAGGAAAGUGACCAUGCUUCUAGUGAGGAUAUCGAGGAGUUGGAGAUUGAUGAUAAAGAAGACCAGCAGAAAGAGAUAAAUGCAGAAAUCCAAAUGCAGGUGAAGAGAUUCUUUGAAUCUAUUGAGAAAGUGGAGAAUGACCAUCAAGAGAUUCUAAGCUUAAUUAACAAACGUAGCAUGUCUCAGAAAGAACUGAAUGAAGAUGGAUUGAACAUUAUUGCAGAACUUGAAAGCAUCAUUGAGAAGUUCACACAGAGACAGAAAGAAAAAGACGAAGCCAUCCAACACCUCAAAGCGAUUCUGUCCACACUCACAUGGAAACUGGGCGUGAUUGAACAGGAAAUUCAGAAUCUGCAGUCUAGAGAAGAAGUUGUUGAUCUCACUAGAAAAUGCGAUGGAAACGGGCAAUCAGAUGAGGCAACGACUGUAAGAAACGACCAAUCAGAUGAGGCAACGACUGUAAGAAAUGGCCAAUCAGAUGAGGCAACGACUGUAAGAAACAACAUCACUACUCCAUGGCCAGUACAAACAGCAGAGAAGAAUGUGUCGCAGGAGUCACCACAAGUUGAAACCCGAAAAGAUGGAACUGUUGUCAUAGUUAAGGAACAAAGCAAUAAAGAUGUGGAUAGAAAAGACACAAGUUCUUAUCAAAGCUCAACAGGUCGAACAAUGAAAGAGAAUGCCAUGGAAGAUAGUAGAACACCCCACUUCGACGGAACACAUAAUGCGGAGAGCAGAGAUAAAAGUUACGAAAAUAUUCCAUCUACAGCUUCAAAUACACGGUCAUCAUUACCAGUUCAAUCUCAAGAACUUGAACAAGAAAGACAUACUAACAAUGGAGUUUCGAAGAGCAACAACCGAAGUAACCCUGACAACAAGAAUCGUGCAGAUAUGUCCAACUUUCUGGAAACUCAAAAUGUCUUCGCCAGUAAAAGUAAAAAGACCCUUCCACAAACUUACUGGUCGGACAAAGCCAGGGAUAUGUUGAUCAAAUGUAUCCGUAAUAAGAGACAAAGUGAUAUGAAAUGUGGACCAUAUACAGUUCUUUGCCUGGAUACAUCCGGCAGCAUGUGGGGAAACGCAUUUCAGACAAUGAUCAACCUUUCUCUGAAAUUCUUAUCUGGAGUCAAAGAUAACAGUGGAAUUGCGGAAAAGGUUGGUUUGGUUUGUUUUGGAGCAGACACAAGAGUGAUCAGCCAUUGUUGUUUGGAUUUUCCACCACUGAAACGAGAGAUCAAAAAACUUAGUCCAGGUGGUCCGAGUCCCUUGACUGCUGGACUGAUGCUUGCCUUAGCACUGGUCAGUGGCGGAGUGACAAUUCCUCAUGUCAAUGGAACUGGUUUCGGACCCCGAAUCAUCGUGUUCACUGAUGGCGUGGUGACCCCAGAACUGGUAACAGACUGUGAGGACUACGUUCCCCAGGGAAGAGAUGUGUUAGAGAUUGUUUCGAGUAUCUCUAUGGUGGCCAAUCACUUCCAAAUAAAAAAUAGGAACAGGGUAUAUUUCGUUCCUUUGGGAGAGGCUAAUCAGGCUAUGAUAAGUCCGUUGGCUGAAGCUACAUGUGGUAAAAUCAUCCAACCAGCCAACUUUGACAAACUGAUAUACCAAUAUAAAGCUGAGUUUCUUGCUGCACAUCUUCGUGAACAUUUCCCAAACUAUCAAGAAGCCGAUCUCCACAUGGUGAAGAUGGCUGCAGAGUCUUCAGGAGCCUCACUCAGGGGGAUAGACAUGGAUGAUCUCGUGGAAUAUGUGAGGAAUCCACCUCCAAUGAUACGUAAAGAUGAAGAUGACGAUGAUGAUUAUGAUAAUGAUGGGAAGGGUGCAUAUGAGGGGUCGUCUAACAUGCCACCGAUAGGUACCAGGGUCAGAAGAGGGCCUGAUUGGGAAUCAAAGUUCAACGGACAGGAUGGAAAUGGUCCAGGCACGGUAAUAAGCCAUGGACAAGGAGAAACCGUACUAUGGCAGGUCCACGACAGAUACGAAGGCUGGAAGGACUUUCCACCGGAAGUCAGCAGUAGGUUAGAAAUGGCUCACCAAAAGAACCCCCAGGGAAUGUUUUCUUACUUAAAGAACCAAAAAAGAUUCCAGGUUCAGUUAUCCAAAAUGAUACAUAUCCAUCCGGUCACCAAAGAAAUGUCUGGAGUGAGGAGAAAGGUCACUGGAGUGUAGCGUUACCAUGGUUACCAACACCAAGUGCAUGUAGUUUGAAAUUCUUUCAUUGAUUUGUAACUUAAGUCAACUUGCAUGUAAUUUGUAUUCGUAUAUUGAUAAACAAAAUUGAAACUAUGUAAGAUUAGUGUAGGAGACUGUGUGCAAGAGAUAACCUUAUUAGUUGAAUUGUCUUCUACUCUUUCGUGAAUACAAUCAGUUACAAUAAGUCUAUUUGUUAUUAACUACGCGUAAAGAAGUGAAAAUUCUGUCGUAUUCAUAAACAUGCAUCGCUGGAUUCAGAGAAUACCGAUCCAUAUUCUUCUAAAGCAUGGAUAUAUAGAAUGCUUUCAGUCAACAAUGUGUUCAUACUCUUUCUCACACACAGAGAGAUAUACAUGUACUUACAUAAUUGUGGACAACCUUUUUCUGUGUGAUUUGUGUGCAUGGGUAGCAUAAUUACUGAUUUUAUGCUUUAUAAUGACGUUUAUUUCAUUCAUUAUCAACACUCUUGAUACUGUAUACCGGUGUAUGUACUUGUGUCUGGGGGAAAAAGAUGUCAUUGUUAUUUUUCAGAAUAUUAUUACCUGUCUCAUACAUUACUUUAAGGUUGAUCGAUCCUCAUGUGAUGUCAUAGGUUUUUACAAAAUCUUUAUUUUAUUAAAUUUUGGGCAUGAUUGAAAUAUAUCUUUAAGAGGAAUUGUAUUCACUGAAUAAAAUAAAAAAAUUGGUAAACUUUUGAUACUGAAAAAGUUUUUAUUUUCCAUAGAUAAUCAAUUAUUUAUAAUUUUAAAAAUUUUGUCAAGGGCAAUAACUCCUAUACUGGAAUUUCCUCAACUGCAUGUCUAUGACACAAUGAUUUCACUAAUAUCCACAAUUAAUUUUUAUAUAUCUAUGAAUUAUCAGAUUUCUUAAACUGUUGACAUUUGAAAUUUGUCAUUUCAACAAGAGAUUAUUAAUUUUCAUCAUUCUGUUUAACGAAAAUGUGCGAUUUUUUUAUGUUGAUAUAUGCUUCUGUUUUUGUAUGUCUGACAUCUUUAAAAGGGUGGCAGCAUGCACAUUUUCUUUGGUUAUUGGUUAGAUUAAACUAUAUUGAGUGGAGAUUAAUACAGUUUUUCCACUUUUAACCAUUCUUAUAGAUAAGUCACAUGAGGAUCGACCCACCUUAAAAGCAAUUUUCUUCUACAAUGUAAAUACAGAUGUAUUUUUCAUAUAAUUUGAUUAACGUGUCAUUUGUUGGGAACAAUUGUCAAAUACAAGUAUAUUUUUAAACAGUGGUUUUUGUUUUAGAUAUCAUUUAUAUACCGCACUCUCUCUCUCUCUCGAUCACGGUAGAAUGCGGGUAGAUAGUCCUCACGUGCUUCUUAUCAUCGAGAAGCAAGUUGACAAAAGUGUCAUUUUAUGGUCGCUUACCUCCGUUCAGACCCCCACUCAUUGUUUCUCUAAAACUGUUCUUGUCCACAAAUCAAUCACAAAAGUUAUUAAUGUAUAAAACAGGACGGAAGGCAGUGUUCGUGAUCUAUUUAUAUUUCAAAAAACAAUCAUUGAAUUUUCCUCGAUUUUAUUUAUGUUCAGAUAUUAAUAUUUGAUCUGUAUCCUAAAAUAUACGAUAAAUUCAAUAUACCAUAUAUAAUCGGGUUACGUUUAGGAGAAUUAUGGAAAUACGAGAUAAGCGUAAAAAUGUCAGAAUGAGUCAAUCAAGCUGUGCAUCGAGUAUCUGUCUUUACAAAUAUUUAUAUACAUAGUAUUAUAAUGCCACAUUUAAAAAUCCAUGGUUUGGAUUCAUUCAUAGAAUUUUAAACAUACAUGUAUGUGGACUCUCUAAUAUAUGAUAUGAACAAGGUAUUGUGAAUGAAAAAUGGAUAACAUUAUUGAUGGAUAGCAUUAUUACUCAAAUAAGCAUUAUUACUCAAAGAAGUGAUAUAUAGAUAUGAUGUAUAUGUUUAUUUUUCCUCCAGUGAUAUCGUGUGUAUAUUUUAUGUAUAUAUUUUAUGUUAUGCUAUCUAUUUUUCUAUUCUCUCACUUAUCUGUCUGUGAGUAUGUUUUAUACAGGACCACAAUGUAAACUAGUCAUUUGUACUAAUUGUGCUAUCCUGUCUAAAUAAAAGAAUUUAUUAUUUAUUAUUAUAACAAACGUUGUAAACCAAAGUUUAAAGGAUCUAUUUGUCAAGACUUAGUUAAGUGAUGUUCGAGCUCUUCCAAGGGUACAAUGUACAGAAAUUUUAAAACAAGCAGCAUCUCUUUGAAAUUUCGUACCACGAACCGUCGCCUCCCAGUAGAGACUGACCGAUGGUUUAGUAUACCAUAUAACGAAAGAUUAUGUGUUUUAUGUAAUGAAACAAAAAUUGCAAAUGAAUAUCAUUUUGUGUUAGAUUGCAGUGCGUUAUCCGAUAUCAGAAAAGCAUAUCUGCACGGAAAAUAUUGUACGAGACCAAAUAUAAUGAAAUUAUGUCAACGAGUUUUUUGGCACGCUGUUUUUGGUUAUAUUUAGCUCCAAAACUUCAUAGUUAUUUCGGAUUUCAAACAUUUCGGUUGAGCAUCACUGAAGAGACAUUAUUUGUCGAAAUGCGCAUCUGGUGCAUCAAAAUUGGUACCGUAUAAGUUUUACAUUAAAACCCUGUGCAUGUUAAUUUUAAAGAUAUGCGAAUUAGUCUGUUCUCCUUAACACACAACUUCAAUUUGUUGUACAUAUUUAUGUAUAUAUUUCACUAUGUUCAUUUGCAUACCUAUAUACAUUCCUCUGACGUUACUUGUAUUGAUACAUGAAAUUUCUGUAUUGUACCACGUGUACCGCUUCAAUUCAAUUCAUUUAUUCACUCACUAAAACAAAGACUACAAGAUGUGUUUAUACAAGAAAUUAAUAGUGUUUAUUCACUCACUAAAACAAAGACUACAAGAUGUGUUUAUACCAGAAAUCAAUAGUGUUUUUGAGACGUCACCAAAAUGUAACUUAUAUAAAUAUGUCAAUGAAGGUUUUAAAUUACAAUUGUAUCUUACAAAAUCUGUUCCAAGUGUGUAUGUUCAAAAUAUUACAUGUAAUAAAUACCGAUUAUCCUCGCAUAGAUUAGAAAUUGAACAAGGUAGAUUUAGCAAUAUUCCAAGAAACGAAAGAAAAUGUAAAUUAUGUUCAGAGAGUAUUGAAGAUGAAUAUCAUUUCAUAUUAGUAUGUCCUUUUUAUAAGGAUUUUAGGAAACAGUAUUUAAAGAAAUAUUAUUAUAAACACCCCUCCACUUUCAAGCUUAUCCAACUAUUAUCAACUGGAAAUAUUACGGAAUUAUGUAAACUUGGUAAAUACCUAUACAAAUGUUCAUCUAUUAGAUCUCAGUUAUUUAUAAGAUUAUCCUCAGUAUCUAUCAUGUCCAUGUACAUCAGUAUGAUAUCUUAUGUUUUGUUAUCAUUUCAUUGUAUAAUUUGUUCUUGUAUAUACUUUAUACCUAUAAACUGUAUGGUUCUUGGUCAAUAAACAAUACAAUACUCAAAA
Ostrea edulis (European flat oyster) is the source of this 6364-nucleotide messenger RNA. RefSeq lists its product as uncharacterized. The record is from RefSeq and is a predicted model, not a curated record. The coding region runs from base 175 to 2904 and encodes 909 amino acids. Gene Ontology annotation, molecular function: ubiquitin-protein transferase activity; metal ion binding. The transcript is spliced from 17 exons. NCBI's taxonomy places the organism in Eukaryota, Metazoa, Mollusca, Bivalvia, Ostreida, Ostreidae.